AAUUGACGUCACCAUCCUGCUCAAGCCAACAACUUCGUCUUGGAGCAGUGGCGGAGAAAAGAGAUGAGCCUCUCUCGGCGCUAGUUCGCCUUCGCCUCACCACCGCCUCCCGAUUCCUCCGCCCUCUCCAAGCCACAGGCCACCGGAUAACGCGCCGCGCAACCCUCCAAAACCCGCUCCCGCGAAGCACCCCUCCCCACACUCUCUCCCAUAAACCCCCAAGCCCUGAAUCGCCCCAUCGUUCGUCUCCGUCGCCGAGCCACCAUGCACCCCGACGCCACCUCCCCCUCGCACCGCAUCGCCCGCGUCGCCGCGCACCUCAACCCGCUGACCCCGCCGCGCCCGCAGAUGGAGGAGGCCGGCCUGAGGCCCGUGGCGUGCCGCGCCAAGGGCGCCGCGCCGGGGUUCAAGGUGGCCGUGCUGGGCGCGGCGGGCGGGAUCGGCCAGUCGCUUUCGCUGCUCAUGAAGAUGAACCCGCUUGUCUCCGUGCUCCACCUCUACGACGUCGUCAACACGCCCGGGGUCACCGCCGACGUCAGCCACAUGGACACCACCGCCGUGGUCCGUGGCUUCCUUGGGCAACAACAGCUUGAGGCAGCACUUACAGGAAUGGAUCUUGUCAUCAUCCCUGCUGGCCUCCCAAGAAAACCGGGAAUGACAAGGGAUGAUUUAUUCAACAAAAAUGCUGGGAUCGUUCGCUCACUUUGUGAAGGCAUUGCCAAGUGCUGUCCUAAUGCAAUUGUGAAUUUGAUCAGCAACCCUGUGAACUCCACCGUCCCCGUUGCAGCAGAGGUUUUCAAGAGAGCUGGAACUUACUGUCCCAAGCGUCUCCUUGGAGUGACGACACUUGAUGUAGCGAGGGCUAACACCUUUGUGGCUGAAGUGCUUGGUGUUGAUCCAAGAGAUGUCAGCGUUCCGGUUGUUGGUGGUCAUGCAGGGGUCACUAUAUUACCCCUCCUGUCACAGGUCAGUCCACCAUGCUCAUUCACUGCAGAUGAAAUCAGCUAUUUGACUAACCGCAUACAGAAUGGUGGUACAGAAGUUGUUGAGGCAAAGGCUGGAGCAGGCUCUGCAACUUUGUCAAUGGCUUUUGCUGCUGCAAAAUUCGCUGACGCAUGCUUGCGAGGAAUGCGGGGCGAUGCUGGCAUCGUGGAAUGUUCAUAUGUUGCAUCUGAGGUGACAGAGCUGCCAUUCUUCGCGACAAAAGUGCGGUUAGGUCGGGGCGGAGCCGAAGAGAUCCUUCCUCUCGGGCCACUGAAUGACUUUGAGAGAGCUGGCCUGGAGAUGGCAAAGAAGGAGCUGGCCGAGAGCAUUCAGAAGGGCGUGGCGUUCAUGAACAAGUGAAACCUUAUGGCUGGAUGGGUCAUCGUUCGUCCCCGACAUAUACAUGCAUAGAAGAUGCAAAGACUAAAAGAGUGUGAUAUAGUGCUCCUAUACCUGUAAAGCCACUACUGCCUGCAAGACACUAGUACAAAGGUUAAUUGCCCUGUAGCUGCACUGAGUCUUUUCUUUUCAUCGCGAAAUAAAACCAUUUACUAAUAGCCUACUAGGCAAAGAACA
This is a messenger RNA of Brachypodium distachyon (stiff brome), 1560 nucleotides long. RefSeq names its product malate dehydrogenase, glyoxysomal. NCBI's taxonomy places the organism in Eukaryota, Viridiplantae, Streptophyta, Magnoliopsida, Poales, Poaceae. The transcript has 8 exons. The record is from RefSeq and is a predicted model, not a curated record. Gene Ontology annotation, cellular component: chloroplast; cytoplasm. Gene Ontology annotation, biological process: malate metabolic process; tricarboxylic acid cycle. Gene Ontology annotation, molecular function: L-malate dehydrogenase (NAD+) activity. Bases 265 to 1344 code for a protein of 359 amino acids.